UUUUUUAUUUAUUAUUAUUCUAAUUCUAUAACUAAUUAAAUCUAUUCUAAAUUCUAAUAGUUAAUUAAGUUAAAAUAUUAUACCUCAUUAAUUCUAUUUAUUGUUAUAUUCCUAUACAAUGAAAACAAAGAUAUCAAGUUUCCUGAAAAUGGCAAGAAUCAUGCGACCAUAUUAUGUACGUACAGCCACCACAUCGUCUACUGGAGCAUUAUUGCCUGAACCACAAAAAAUUCCAUUUGGGCUUGUGGGUAUAAUUUUUACAGUUGUGCCGGGGUUAUUAAUUGGAGCCACCAUUAGUAAAUAUAUGGCUAAUUUUCUAGAAGAAAACGAAUUGUUUGUUCCAUCAGAUGACGACGACGACGAUGACGAUUAAAAAUAUUUAACAAUAUUACAUAUUGGAUUUUAUCUUGAGAUGAUUGUUGUUUACAUUUUUAUCUAGCACAUAUAUUCUUUUGCCUUAAUGUUAUUGAACUACUUAAUUGAGUUUACAUCUACCCCCAAAAAAUUAUUUAUAGUUUAUUAAAUGUAUAUAUAGUAUAAAUAUAAUGAAUAGUUAUAACUAUUU
Messenger RNA from Rhopalosiphum maidis (corn leaf aphid), 565 nucleotides. It is a transcript of the gene EMRE, whose product is annotated as essential MCU regulator, mitochondrial. Gene Ontology annotation, biological process: mitochondrial calcium ion homeostasis; calcium import into the mitochondrion. NCBI's taxonomy places the organism in Eukaryota, Metazoa, Arthropoda, Insecta, Hemiptera, Aphididae. The coding region runs from base 119 to 373 and encodes 84 amino acids. Gene Ontology annotation, cellular component: mitochondrial inner membrane; uniplex complex. The record is from RefSeq and is a predicted model, not a curated record. The transcript has a single exon.